UUUAUCAUGUGACUGAGCUUCGCCGUCAGGGUCGUGGUUGGAACCUGUCCGCUCGCGCAGCCUUCUGAACAGGACGAGAAACGUGUCCCUCACCGCGGAACCGACGGGGGGAAAAUGAGGCUGCCAAGGGCUACUGUGGGUGUCGUGUUUCUGUGGGCCUGCCUGAGCUCCGCCGCGGCCCGGGGCUGCUCGUCCUUCUUCUGCCGACGGCCCCACCGCGUCAGCGGCCCCACCGGAGCCGACCCGGGCUCCCCUCUCUUCCUCACCCCUUACCUGGAGAAGGGCGACAUAGCCGGAGCCAGGAAACUGAGUCUGGUGGGCAGUCUGCCUGGACCGAGCGUCAAGAGCUAUGCCGGGUACCUCACGGUCAACGAGAAGUACAACAGCAACCUCUUCUUCUGGUUCUUCCCAGCAGCCAAGGCUGACCAGGGAGCUCCUGUCCUGCUGUGGCUGCAGGGCGGGCCAGGGGGCACCUCCAUGUUCGGCCUGUUUGUGGAACACGGACCUUAUGUGGUGUACAAGAACAUGACGGCCGGACUGAGGGAUUACGCCUGGACAAAUGCCUACUCAGUUUUGUACAUUGACAAUCCGGUUGGGACAGGGUUCAGCUUCACUGAUGAUGACAGGGGCUUUGCUCAGAACCAGGAUGAUGUUGGUAGAGAUCUGUACAGUGCUUUAACACAGUUCUUCCAGAUCUUUCCUGAGUAUCAGGCCAGUGAUUUCUAUGCAACCGGGGAGUCAUAUGCAGGGAAGUAUGUUCCGGCCAUUUCUUACUACAUCCACAAAAACAACCCCACGGCCAAGGUGAAAAUUAACUUCAAGGGCAUGGCUAUUGGCGACGGACUCUGUGAUCCAGAGCUGAUGUUGGGUGGUUAUGGUGAGUUCCUGUAUCAAACAGGAAUGAUAGAUGAACUCCAGAAACAGUAUGUGAACAAGCAGACGGACCUAGGUGUUCAACUCAUCCAGAAGGAACAAUGGGUGGAGGCUUUUGAAGUUUUUGACAGUUUGCUGAACGGAGACGUGAACCCUUAUCCCUCAUUCUUUCAAAACGCCACCGGCUGUACCAACUACUUUAACUACAUGACAUGUCAGGAGCCCGAGGAUCAGGAGUACUUCUCCCAGUUCGUGACCCUGCCGGAGGUGCGGCGUGCCAUCCACGUGGGCAACCUGACGUUCCAUGACGGCUCGCAGGUGGAGAAGCACCUCCUGCAGGAUGUCAUGAAGAGCAUCAAGCCAUGGCUGGGGGUGCUGAUGGACAAGUACAGGGUCUUAAUCUACAGUGGUCAGCUGGAUGUGAUUGUAGCAGCCCCUUUAACUGAGAGGUUCCUGCCAACGGUUAACUGGACCGGGGCGGCCGAGUACAAAACAGCCCCCCGCUUCCACUGGAAGGUUCAGCCAGAUGACACGGAGGUGGCGGGUUACGUCAGACAAGUCGGAGAGUUUUACCAGGUCAUAAUACGGGGAGGAGGACACAUUCUGCCUUACGACCAGCCGGAAAGGUCUUUUGCUAUGAUUGACAGAUUCUUGUCGACGCAGAGCUGGAAGUGACAGGAACUGGUGCCGACGGGCAGCUGAACAAGUCCUGUUUGCUCAAUGACUGUUGAUCUGACAGAGCACUGAUUGUCAUUUUACUUUUUUUUUAAAGAAGAUUUAUUAUAGAUGAUAUUUUUGAUUUUCGGAUGAUGGCAUUUUUAUUGAAUCACCACAGAAAAAUGACAGUUCUCUCAGACCGCUUUGUUGUGUUUGGACUUUUUGUUUUGUUUUUUAACUUCAGGGAAAAUAUGGUUUGGGUCAAAUCUGAUCAUUAUGCAUUUCAAAAAAGAACAAUGGCAUGAAAUAAAGACGUCCUUACAAGUUUCGUUAUUCUAAUCAUUUCUGUGAAUGCUCGACGUUGCUGAUUGUGAAACUACAGUCAUAGUUAACCAUAAGUUAGUCAUGAAAACGUACACCAGGGGUCACUGCCCUCAAAAGAAACAUUUAAGCCUUUGUGGACGAACUGAAAAGUCAGAUUCAAGCUUUCCAGAGUAGAAGUCAGCCAUUUGAUGCUUUAGAAAAUAAUUCAAUAUACUAGAUUUUUUUUCUACAAAUGUUUCCAUUCCAUUCUAUUCGCAUGGAAACACAGGAUCCUUAUUUAAAAGUUAGCAUGUUCUAGAUAACAAUAGACAAUGAACAAAGGCUCUUAAUAGUUGUGAAAAGCCACAAAAAUUUCAACAUGUCAUAUUUCUCAGAUGCAAAUCCAUUGAUGAACCUUUGGAGUGCUUAGUGUUACCUUUUGUUUGUCCAUUGCAGCUUGGCUUGGAUUGCUGUAAUUUCUUGAUAAUUCACAGUUCCUUCAUUUGCAAAAUAUUUUCACAUGUAGCGCAUUUCAACCUUUAGGCGUUGACUUGACCAUUUUCUAAUUCUUUUUUUAUUUUU
This is a messenger RNA of Menidia menidia (Atlantic silverside), 2415 nucleotides long. The record is from the annotation of a GenBank genome assembly. Lineage: Eukaryota; Metazoa; Chordata; Actinopteri; Atheriniformes; Atherinopsidae.